CAAGAGACUCUAUUAAACAUAUUCUCUUCUACAUAACAUAUUCAGGAAGAAGAGUAGUAACUAGUAAAACCUCAUCAAUGGAGAAAAAACCAAAGUCUGUUCAUUUCUCUACCUCUUCUCCUAAAUCACUCCUUUCUUCUUUUUCUUCAUUCACUUCCCUCCCGGCUUCUCCUCUUAAUCAGACUUUUUCUCAGUCGGUAAUGGAGGAAACCGUGGAGGCCGCGGAAUCAAUCAUCAAGAAAUGGGAUCUGAACUCACCGUCCUACACAAGGAUCAUCUCUCUGUUUAGUCACAGCAGAAAAGAGGCCAAAGAAUUCAUCAGAUGCAUCCGUGACUUACGCAGAGCCAUGCACUUUCUUAUCUCUCAGCACUCACAAUCUGCCAAGCUAGUUCUUGCACAGCAUCUGAUGCAGAUCGGUAUGGCCAGGCUCGAAAAAGAGUUCUUCCAGAUUCUGUCUUCAAACCGAGACCAACUUGAUCCUGAAUCUGUCUCUGGUCACUCCUCAAUUUCAAGCAAUUCAGAAUUUGAAGAUGUUAUGCAAUCUGAUGAUGAUGAAGAAGAUGAGCUGAAGAAGGCUGGUGAAACGAUCACUAAGGUCGAAAAAGCUGCAGCACUUGUGAUGUCAGACCUCAAGGUCAUAGCAGAGACUAUGAUCAGCUGUGGAUAUGGUAAAGAGUGCAUAAAGAGCUAUAAGUUGAUCAGAAAGUCAAUUGUAGAUGAAGGGCUACACUUACUUGGGAUCGAAAAGUACAAGAUCUCCCGGUUCAACAGAAUGGACUGGGGCGUGCUCGAGCAUAUGAUCAAGAACUGGAUCAAAGCUGCAAAGAUUGGAGUCAUAACACUCCUCCGCGGAGAAAAACUUCUCUGUGAUCAUGUCUUCUCUGCUUCAAGUACCAUAAGAGAGUCUUGCUUUUACGAGAUAGUGAACGAAGCAGGAAUCAAUCUUUUCAGGUUCCCAGAACUCGUUGCCAAUAAGGAGAAAAAAUCAUCGCCCGAGAGGAUCUUCAGGCUGAUGGAUCUCUAUGCAGCAAUCUCUGACCUUAGGCCAGACAUAGAGCUGAUAUUCCACUUUGAUUCAGUAGCUGCUGUUAAAACUCUGGUGCUCUCAUCGCUGAAGAAACUCAAGCACUCAAUCCACACAAGUCUCACGGAAUAUGAGUCGACAAUACAAAAGGAUUCUUCGAAAGCAGUAACUGCAGGAGGAGGGAUUCACAAGCUGACGCGAUCAACCAUGAGUUUCAUAUCAUCUCUUUCUGAAUACAGCCGUGUGUUAUCCGAGAUCCUUGCAGAGCAUCCUCUUAAGAGAAACACACGUAUGCUAGAAUCUUAUUUCACAGCUCCAAUCUUAGAAGAUGAACACAACAACCACGCAGUCUCGGUCCAUCUAGCUUGGCUCAUCCUGGUUUUCCUAUGCAAACUAGAUAUCAAAGCAGAGAGCUACAAGGAUGUUUCUCUCUCUUACCUCUUCCUAGUGAACAACAUUCAGUUUGUGGUUGAUACCGUUCGUUCAACUCACCUCAGGAACAUCCUCGGAGACGACUGGCUCAUAAAGCACGAAGCGAAACUCAGAAGCUACGCUGCAAACUACGAGAUCGCAGCGUGGGCCAAUGUUUACAUAUCUUUACCAGAGAAAACAAGUAGCACACUAUCAGCAGAGGAGGCCAAAGCACAUUUCAAGAGAUUUCACGCAGCAUUCGAAGAAGCUUAUAUGAAACAAUCAUCAUGUGUCAUAACAGAUACAAAACUUAGGAACGAGCUUAAGGUUUCCAUAGCAAAGAAAAUAGUACCGGAAUACAGAGAGUUUUACGGCAAGUACUUGCCAAUGCUGAGUAAGGAGAGAAACAUAGAGAUGCUGGUGAGGUUUAAACCUGAUAACUUGGAGAACUAUCUCUCGGAUCUGUUCCAUGGAACACCAAUACUUAGUGGUUCUUCUUCUUCUUCUUCUUCAUCAUCUUGUAUCUCACUUGGAUGUGUAAGAAACUAAAGUUCAGAGUUAGAGCAUUUGCUUAGUAUCUUCAUCACUUAAAUUAAAUGGAUGUGAUUAUG
This is a messenger RNA of Arabidopsis arenosa, 2047 nucleotides long. NCBI's taxonomy places the organism in Eukaryota, Viridiplantae, Streptophyta, Magnoliopsida, Brassicales, Brassicaceae. The record is from the annotation of a GenBank genome assembly.